AUGAGCUCGCCAUCAUUGCCACGUACACCUUUUACUGUCCAGGCUCUUAUGCUUUUCGCGGUUGCUCAGCAUCACCAAGAUCUCCGACCCGAAUCGCGAAAAACUUUAGAUCUGGCCAUCUUAAUCGCGCUGGAGUUGGAUAUGAACAGACGAGACUUUGCUCGAGUCUAUGGCGAGGGUGACCCAGUGCUGGAAGAGUCGUGGAGAAGGACAUGGUACAUUCUAAGCAUUGUUGACCAGCACUUUGCCAUUGUGAUGAACUCGCCUAUCUAUCAGCUAGCCAAUAUGCCCAACGAUGUUGAGCUACCCUGCGACGACGAGUUCUUCGAAGCUGGGCGCAUACCGGCACCCGCGACAACAUGGGAAGAGUUUGAACAUCGGGAAUUUGCAGAUCUCGAGGUUGUUUACUCGUCAAUUGCCUAUCUAUUCGAUAUGGGCAGGACUAUCACACAUAUAAUGAACGCAUUCGCCCGCACCGGGCAGCUCAGCAGCGAGCUGGUCGAAAGCUGCGAUGCUAAGAUUGCCAUCUGGCAGUCGCUACUUCCGUCUGUGAAAAAAGACCCAAUGCGCAAAAAUGGACAAGUUGACGAAGUCAUGUUCAUGGCCCACAUGAUUGCAGCGAUCGUACUAAUGACAAUGCAUCGGCCAUUGUCAUCGCUGUCAUACAGUACAGCUGAGCUUUCAGCAACCGCUUUUCAUGUCUCAGCACCAUAUCUUAUACCCCCGGUGUCUGGGAGGAGCACACACACGGCGCGUGCCCUCAAAGCAGUGGAACUGCAGACGAAACUCCUUGCCAUCCCAUGUACCAUUGAGAAACAUAACGUCUUCAGCAUGUGCAUAUGCGCGCAGAUCGGCACAGCUCAGAUCUCCGCGUGCAACCACCUUCUCGAAGAUCAUGCGUUGCUCAUUGCCCGCGACCGGGUCAAAUUGAGCAUCGGCUUCCUCAACGCCAUGGGAUCGAUCUGGUCUUUGGGCAAAGCCAUGGCCAAGGAUGUGCGUGCUGUCGCCCGAUCGACUCUGUCAGCCGCGCCGAGCACAUUGGCUGUGCAGACUGACGCAGCAGUUGAGAUUGAGCUGCCUCGAGAUGAAUUGAUAUGGCCCAUCGAUCCUUCAGCUGCAAUCGACAUCUAUAGCGGGAUUGUCUUGCCCAUGGAUUGGCAGACUGUGAGCUCUGGCACGGGCGGCUAUGCGUCAUCGACUUCAUCUGACCUGCCCGAGUUGAUCUAUGGUAAAGAAUUUCAAAUGCUGUGA
Molecule: messenger RNA, 1251 nt
Organism: Ascochyta rabiei
Lineage: Eukaryota; Fungi; Ascomycota; Dothideomycetes; Pleosporales; Didymellaceae
Exons: 4
Coding region: 1-1251 (416 amino acids)
Source: RefSeq, a predicted model, not a curated record